GUUAGGUUAAAAUAUUCCGCUGAUUUGAGGUUAAAACGAGGAACACAUGGUCGCAAUAUGAUUAAUGUUCUAAUCGCAUUUUGUGCAUGUUCACAAUAUCGUGUGCUCGUAUGAUAUUUACAACCGCAUAUUUCGGUUGAACUUUUCGGUUUCUCUACGAAGCGAUGUAUGUCUGAACCGUUUAGAAUAAGAAAACAAAAAUGAUUCAUCACAAUGAAUUUCAAGCCAUUGUGCUUGCCGGAGGAAAAGGUUCCCGUAUGACAGAGCUUACGGCAGGCACGCCGAAAUGUCUACUUCCGAUUGCGAACGUUCCCAUGAUUUGGUAUCCCCUGCAAAUUCUCGAGCGUUCAGGCUUCAAGGAAGCGAUUGUCAUUGUCUCCGAGCCGACAAAAUCUGAUGUAUCAGCAGCAUUGGACAAAUUGGGUCUGAAAAUCAAGAUAGAAAUUGUAGGAAUUCCUGGAGCCGAAGAUCUUGGCACAGCCGAUUCUAUUAGACUUAUUCAUGAAAAGAUAUAUACAGAUAUUUUAGUGAUAUCCUGUGAUCUAAUCACAAAUGUUGAUUUAUCAGAGAUCCUCAAUUUGUAUAGGAAACAUAAUGCAAGUAUAACUGCUUUGAUGUUGCCUGUGCCAAAAGUACCGGAUGACUUUGUAACACCAGGCCUGAAAAACAAACAAAAACCAGAAAUAGACUUGAUUGGUAUUGACAAUAAUACACGACGAUUGAUGUUCUUGGCAUCAGCAUCUGAUUUUGAGGAAACAGUUACCUUCUCGCAGAGACUUCUCAAUAAAUAUGCUAGCUUUGUUGUUCAUUCUAAAUUGAUGGAUACACAUUUGUACAUUAUUAACAAAUGGGUGUUAGAUUUUUUGAUAUUUAACAAAAAUUUCACAACGUUGAAAGGUGAACUUCUGCCAUACAUAGUUAGUAAACAAUAUUCUAAACCUAAACAAUCUAUAGAUGACAAAACCUCUAUAGUACAAGAGGAUUUGAAGGAAGACAUUUUUCGUUUUGCAAGAGAAAAACCGUUAAAUGAGUUGAUAAGAAAAAUGUCGGCCUUUAAUGAUCAUAGCAAUGAUUUGGAGGAAGCAUAUCACGGAGACGUAAUACGAUGUUACGCUCAUGUCUCAUAUGGAAAGUUUGGUCUUAGAGCAAAUACCAUACAAAUGUAUCAUCUUGCAAAUGCUAAGAUAUCAGAAUUGUGGAAUAUCAAUGAUAAAAAUGUUGAUCGAUUAUCAUUACCACUAAGUAUCUCGAACACAGCGACUGUACAUAGUACACAGAUGCAAGAAUGUCGCGUAGAUGAUAAUUCAUUGAUCCAGGAGAAAACAUCAUUAAAGCAUAGUCAUAUUGGACCUAACAGCGUCGUGGAGUCCAAGACAAGAAUAUCUCAAAGUGUGAUAAUGGGACAUGUAACUAUUAAACAAAGGUGCGUUAUCCACAAUUGCAUAUUAUGCAAUGGUUGUAUUAUUGAGGAGGGUACCGAAUUAAAGGAUUGUUUAGUUGGAGCACAACAUGUUGUAACAUCUGGUAGUCAGCAUUCUCGCGAAGUACUCACUGAAGCGGAUAGACUCAUAGAAAUUUAAUUAUGUACCAUGAUUAUACUAUUUACAAUAAACGUCUCUGAAUAUAUAUAAAAA
Pogonomyrmex barbatus (red harvester ant) is the source of this 1634-nucleotide messenger RNA. RefSeq names its product eukaryotic translation initiation factor 2B subunit gamma (gene eIF2Bgamma). Gene Ontology annotation, biological process: biosynthetic process; cytoplasmic translational initiation. Lineage: Eukaryota; Metazoa; Arthropoda; Insecta; Hymenoptera; Formicidae. Gene Ontology annotation, molecular function: translation initiation factor activity; guanyl-nucleotide exchange factor activity. The record is from RefSeq and is a predicted model, not a curated record. Gene Ontology annotation, cellular component: eukaryotic translation initiation factor 2B complex; guanyl-nucleotide exchange factor complex.